This is a messenger RNA of Pangasianodon hypophthalmus (striped catfish), 2368 nucleotides long. RefSeq names its product protein NLRC3-like. Bases 167 to 2368 code for a protein of 733 amino acids. The record is from RefSeq and is a predicted model, not a curated record. The transcript has 6 exons. Lineage: Eukaryota; Metazoa; Chordata; Actinopteri; Siluriformes; Pangasiidae.
GUGUGGUUUUGUGUGUGUGUGUGUGUGUUUUGACUCCCCCUCUUGACUUCUUCCUCUGUGGAAUAAACCAGUUCCUUUUUAAGUGAAACUCCAUUUUGUGGAAUAAGGAAGCAAAUCAUUGGCAGGAGAAAAACACAGUUUACAGGUGUAGUCAGUAGGAGGAGACAUGACCUCCAAAAUGAGUGAAUCUGUGAAACAGGACUUAAAGAAAAAUGAGAGUCUGAUUCAGGGUGAGAGAUCAGACUCACCUGAACCCAGCUGUGUGUCCAUGAAGAGUGACACGUCAAUGGAUAAACCAAUAGCCUUUAAAGACACAGACUGUGCUACUGAUCUGAGACCGCAGAAGAAUAAAUCAAAAAUCACUGAGAAGAGUCAUUUGGAGGCCAUAUUCAAGGAUCUGGAGCACAAAGUCAUCACUCUGUUAAAGAAUGAGCUGAAGAGAUUUAAGAAGCUCCUGAGUCCAGAUUACCCAGCAUGCUCUGAGAGGGAGGUGGAGGAUGAGGAGGAUCAGAGCAGUGUCAGAGAGGGAGCGCUGAAGAUCACACUGCACGUCCUGAAGAAAAUGAACCACACAGAUCUCGCUAACACACUGCAGAACAAACACAUCUCUGUGUACCAGCAAAAACUCAAAUCCAAACUGAGAGAGAAAUGUAAAAGAAUUAAUGAAGGAAUCUCGCAGCAUCGAAGCUCAGCACUUCUGGAUGAGAUCUACACAGAUCUUUACAUCACAGAGGGCUGGAGUGGAGACGUCAAUAAUGAACAUGAGGUGAGACAGAUUGAGACUGCGUCCGUGAGACCAGCAACACAGGAGACACCCAUCAAAUGUAAUGAGCUCUUUAAAGACAAGUCCAUCAGAAGUGUGCUAACUAAAGGAGUUGCUGGAAUUGGGAAAACAGUCUCUGUGCAGAAGUUCCUUCUGGACUGGGCUGAAGGAAAAGCAAAUCAGGAUGUCAACUACAUGUUUCCACUUCCGUGUAGGGAGCUGAAUUUGAUGAAGCAGAAAAAUCUCAGUCUGAUGAAUCUUCUUCAUCACUUUUUCCCAGAAAUAAAAGAAUUACAAUUAAUAGACUGUAAUGUUCACAAAGUGAUAUUCAUCUUUGAUGGUCUGGAUGAGUGUCGACUUCCUCUAAAUUUCCAGAACAGUGAGAGGUUGUGUGAUGUGGCAGAGUCAGCUUCAGUGGAUGUGCUGCUGACAAACCUCAUCAAGGGGAAUCUGCUUCCCUCUGCUCUCCUCUGGAUAACCUCUCGACCAGGAGCAGCCAGUCAGAUCCCUCCUGAGUGUGUAGACCAGGUAACAGAGGUACGAGGGUUCAGUGAUCCUCAGAAAGAGGAGUACUUCAGGAAGAAGAUCAGUGAUCAGAGCCUGGCCAAUAAAAUCAUCACACACAUGAAGUUUUCAAGAAGCCUCUACAUCAUGUGCCACAUCCCAGUCUUCUGCUGGAUCUCAGCCACUGUUCUAGAGAGAAUGUUGGGUGAAGCAGAGAGUGGAGAGAUCCCCAAGACUCUGACUCAAAUGUUCACACACUUCCUGAUCUUUCAGAUCAAACACAAGGACCAAAAGUACCAUCAGAAAUGUGACCCUGAUCCUCAGCAGACCACAGAGAGUAUCCUGGCACUGGGAAAACUGGCUUUCCAACAGCUGGAGAAAGGAAACCUGAUCUUCUAUGAGGAAGACCUGAGGGAGUGUGGCAUUGAUGUCAAAGAAGUGUCAAUGUACUCAGGAGUGUGUACCCAAAUCUUCAGAGAGGAGUUUGGGCUUCACCUGGGGAAGGUGUUCAGCUUUGUUCAUCUGAGUGUUCAGGAGUUUCUGGCUGCUUUACAUGAGUUUCUCUCUUUCAUUAACAAAAAGAAUGCAACACAUCAAACCUGGUUUGGUCUUUUAUCCAAAUCAAACGUGUCUGAUUUCCUGAGAAGUGCAGUGGACAAGGCCUUACAGAGUAAGAAUGGACACCUGGACCUGUUCCUCCGCUUCCUUCUGGGUCUCUCACUGGAGUCCAAUCAGACUCUCUUACGAGACCUAAUGCCCCAGACAGGAAGCAGCUCUCACAGUGAAGAGAAAACAGUCGAGUACAUCAAGAAGAAGAUCAGGGAGAAUCCAUCUCCAGAGAAAUCCAUCAAUCUGUUCCACUGUCUGAAUGAACUGAAUGAUCAUUCUCUAGUGCAGGAAGUACAGCAUUACCUGAACAGAGGAGAUGACAAUCAUCUCAGUGGAGUCAGUCUCUCUCCUGCUCAGUGGUCAGCUCUGGCGUUUGUGUUGUUGAACUCAGACAAGAAUCUGGAUGCGUUUGAUUUAAGGAAAUAUGAUAGAUCAGAGGAAUGUCUUCUGAGGCUGCUGCCAGUGGUCAAAGCAUCCAGAAAAGCUGUGUAA